This is a messenger RNA of Phragmites australis (common reed), 1275 nucleotides long. Its product is annotated as acyl transferase 15-like. The record is from RefSeq and is a predicted model, not a curated record. The transcript has a single exon. Lineage: Eukaryota; Viridiplantae; Streptophyta; Magnoliopsida; Poales; Poaceae. The coding region runs from base 1 to 1275 and encodes 424 amino acids.
AUGAGCUCCACGGUUAUGAAGUCCUUGCCGGUGGUAAUCAGACCAGCGGAGCUGGAGAUGACUACCAGCAAUAUAGAUCUCCAUUCUUUCGACAAGGGUCUUGGUGACAUGCCAGCUACAUGCUUCCUCGUGUUCGACCAUCCAAUCGAUGAGCCCGUCGAGACCAUAAAGAAGGGGCUGUCCCGAGCACUGGUCUACUACUCCCCUAUCGCCGGCCGCCUUGCCGCAGGAGCUGGCAAUGGCGAGCUCCGUGUCGAGUGCAACGGUGAGGGCGUGGUCUUCGUGGCAGCGUCCACCGACCGCGCCUUGAACGAAGCUAAAUUCUUCGACCGUUCGCCUGGUGCAAUGACGCUACCAGACGAUCUCGCCGUCUACUACCCAGAUGACAAAUGUGGCCGCACCGACCCACUGCUUCUGAUGCAGGUGACCGUGUUCUCCUGCGGUGGGUUCGUUGUCGGGGUAACAUGGAACCACGCCAUUGCCGAUGGUGCUGGGAUGGCCCAAUUCUUGCAGGCGGUCGGCGAGCUUGCCCGUGGGCUGCCGGCACCGUCCGUCAUCCCGAUCAGGUGGGACGACUCGCUACCGGGCAUCCCUCCAACGAUUGCUAUCGCACAACAGUCCAUGACCGGCCUCGCGUCACAGGACUUCGCCUUCUUUGAUUAUACCAUCCCUUCGAGCUUGAUCAGCCGCAUCAAAGCCGAGUUCCGUGAUCAUGCUAAUGGCCAGCCAUGCACUGUGUUCGAAGCGGUGACCGCUGUGCUAUGGCAGUGCCGCACUCGUGUGGCCAUCUCCGAUCCAGAAGCCCCAGCCCUGCUAUUCAUUGUGGCCAAUGUUCGCAAGCACGUAGGGGCCAAGGAUGGCUACUAUGGCAACUGCGUCAGUGGGCAGCUCGUCAUGGCAACGAGUGGCUCAGUUGCGAACGGAGACAUCAUGGGCAUAGUGAAGAUGAUAAAAGGUGCCAAGGAGCAGAUACCUAAACGAUUGAAGCACAACAAUAUUGAUAGUGGUGGUCGGGAGCGGCACGGUGACAUGCUCCGGUACAACUACAACCUUCUUAGUGUGUCGAGCAUGCGGAACAUCGGCCUCGACGAGGCCAGUUUCGGCGGAGGGAGACCGGUGAGGGUGAUGUGCCGUGCCCGUGCGCCACACAUGACUGUGCCAUCCUGCGUGGCCUGCCUGCCAUGGAAAGGAAAGGAUGGGGCCAAUGUGCUGACCCGCUGUGUCAGGGAGGAACACGUCAACGCCUUCCUUGGAGAACUGGCAAGGUUCACAUGA